This is a messenger RNA of Populus nigra (black poplar), 1564 nucleotides long. Its product is annotated as bark storage protein A-like. The transcript has 5 exons. Gene Ontology annotation, biological process: nucleoside metabolic process. The record is from RefSeq and is a predicted model, not a curated record. The coding region runs from base 170 to 1384 and encodes 404 amino acids. Gene Ontology annotation, molecular function: catalytic activity. NCBI's taxonomy places the organism in Eukaryota, Viridiplantae, Streptophyta, Magnoliopsida, Malpighiales, Salicaceae.
CAUUUCCUUCUUUUCUAAAUAAAUAAAUAAAUCAAUCAAUCAAUCAAUCAAUCAAUAUGGAACACCAGAAAAUGAAUCAUGAGGCAAGAAAUAAAAAAAAUAUAUCUACCAGAUCGAUGGAAGCGUUGACCGAGCAUAUAUAUAGGUCUUUUCAUUCAAGCAAAUAGUAAUGAACUCAACCAUGGCUGCACGGUGUUUUGUAGUGCUGGUUUUUGUUUCUUUUCUGGUUAUGUCUGUGUCAGCCAUACCAUCAAAGAGGAGGAGAGGUACAAUCAAACAACUCAACCGCAAAGGGCCUUAUAUUGGUCUCAUAACUGUGUAUUCACCAGAAGAAGAGGCAUUUUUCAGAUCUGGGGCGUUUAAGCCAGAUGCUAAACACCCUUUUGUGGAUCUCUCAGGCAGUAAUUAUGAUGUUGAAGGGCGAAGGUAUCGAGUGGGAAAAAUCAAUGGGAAGAAAGUCGUUUUCGUGAGAUGUGGGGUUGGAAUGACAAACGCUGCUGCGGUAACACAACAAAUGCUGGAUCUGUUUGACGUAACUGGGAUUGUUCAUUUUGGAAUUUCUGGCAAUGUGAAUGAUUCUAUGUCGAUUGGGGAUGUUACCAUUCCCAAACAAUUUGCUCACACUGGCCUUUGGAACUGGCUGAACCCGAAUGGAACUAUGGACCCGGCCGAUGUGGCUUACUUGGAGGUUGGAAGCUACAAUGUACCUGAAGGUGAUGGCGUGAAUCUGCUGGGGCAGAUUGGAUACAGCACUGAGCAGCUCUUUUCUGUGUCAAGGGAGCCUAACACUGCUGUUUCAUUGUGGUGGAUGGAAGUAAGUCAGCAAUGGCUUCAACUUGCUAGGAGCCUUGAGGUUAGACAUUCAAAUCCAGCCCCUCAGUUUUCACCAUCUGCUAAUUUUACUUUCUUGAAAGUCACUAUUAAGGAAAUUUGCUGGCUGCUCUUUGAUGCUUCUUUCACAAUUUCCUACAGAAGCCUCUUCUGUAGUAGAUUACACUUGCAAUUUAUAACUCUUCAGGGGAUGGAACUGGAGAAGUGUGUUAAUUCAAGCUUGUGCCUUCCAGAGAAGCCUAAGCUAGUUGUUGGGCUCAAGGGCGCGACGUCCAACAUCUUUUUGGACAAUGCAGCUUACAGAGAUUUCCUCUUUCAAACUUUUGAGGUUUCAUCAUCAGACAUGGAAAGUUCUGCUGUAGUAAUGACAUGCUUGUCAAAUGGCUUUCCUGUGAUUGUCAUCCGAGGGCUGUCAGAUUUAGCUGGAGCAGAAUCAGGAGACAAUGCAAUCCACACAUUUGGUUCACUCGCAGCCCUCAAUGCUGCUAAAGCUGUUCUUGAAUUUAUCAGCAAGCUACCAGGAUACAACUCUCCAUUGCAGCAUUACAUGUAGUUUCUCAUUAAUGUGUCAUCAUACCAUGAAAUUAGAGUUUUAACAACUAAUAGACAAAGCAGACAUCUUUAGGGGUUCUUCAGCAGCAGGAACAAACUUCAUCUGGGACACAUUCUACAAGCCCAGAUUUUUAUAUCAAUCAAUGAUUCGAAAAUGGAAGAAGUAAUUUGCUUGCAACAA